This is a messenger RNA of Blepharisma stoltei, 2163 nucleotides long. The record is from the annotation of a GenBank genome assembly. NCBI's taxonomy places the organism in Eukaryota, Ciliophora, Heterotrichea, Heterotrichida, Blepharismidae.
AUGGCUAGAACAAAUGGGUUUAAAAGACCACUACAUAUUUUGCAAGUGCUCUCAUGAGUAAUAGGGAGUUUACUUGCGUUAACCUUUUAUCUCCUUAUAAUUCCUCCUCUGAUAUCAAGCUCCAAAAUUGUAUUUGGACUAUCAUACUCAAUUUUUUCAGUUUUCACAAUCUUAUUUAUGAUUAUAUGCACUAUUAUUGAUCCUACUGAUUUAGCAAUAGAAGCUGAACGAAAUGCUAACUACCCCCCUCCGUGAGUGAGCAAAACCAUUAGAAAAAUCCCUAUGUUUUGCCCAAAAGCCCACCCUCCGUGAGUGAACAAAAAUUUUUUUAAUAGAUAAAUUUUUUAUGGGAAAAAUUUUGAUAUAUAAGUAAUAAUUAGUAUAAUGAAAUCUAGAGCUGAUUCUGUUUAAUUUUAAAAAAAUCGCGCGUUUUAAAAACAUAAAUUUUAUAAAUUAAAUUAAUAUUUGCCUUCCAAUUUUUGAAAGUGGAAUUUUGUUAAAAUUUCGAAAAAAAAAUUUCUAUAAAAUUUAUAUAUAAAUUUUUUUAAAAAAAAUUAACCCCCCUCCGUGAGUGGACAAAAUUUUUGUUUCACUCACGGAGAGGGGGGGAGUAAGAAUGGCACGUAUCAUUAAUAUAGAUCAUCAUAUAAAAUUUCUGGACUCACCAAAAUUUGCCGAAUAUGCAAAUCAUAUGUCCAUGAUAAUGCAAAGCACUGCGGCUACUGCGAUCGGUGUGUUGAUGGGUUUGAUCAUCAUUGUAAAUGAUUAAAUAAUUGCGUUGGCAAAAAAAAUUAUAAAUAUUUUAUUUUCCUUAUACUUUCUAACAAUUGACGAAAUAUGUCCUUGAUGGCGAUGAAUCACUUUGGGUGCCAAAAAGCUUCAUAGACUAAAUAGAGAUCUAGGACCUUUAAUUGCCUUGAGCAGCCGUAUAGGGGAGGGCAACCUCAGUCAGCUGGUAGCCAUUCCAGUCCAGGUAUUAGUUAUCUGGAUGAUUUUUUUGGCCACAAUUCUUCUCCUGACAGUUCCGAAGGGCCUUGAUUCUUUUUUCAUAGUGUCACUCGCUUCAUUUCUUGUGAAUGCUAUUGAGACAAAGGUUAACCCGAUGCUUCCUGUAGGCCACCUUGAGGAAGAGGAGGAGUUUUUCUAGCCAAUCUGACUCAAGGAGUACACCGAUGUUAAGACAGGAUCUAGGACAGCUGGACUCUUGCAAGAGACUCCGAUGGCUGCUAUCGUGCGGAGGUAUCAAAUCUGUUAGACUUUAAACCCUUUAAUCUUAAAUCUAUUACUUUCUUUGGAGUUUUUUCUGGUUGAUCAAAUUCUGGGAUCGGUAUAUAUUAUGGCAGGGAUAAACAAAAAAUGAGAGGAAUAUGAAAAUAUAUUAGAUAAUUAUGAUAUGAAUGAUUCAGAAAUUUAUGGCUAUAUGACUGUGAUAUGCUUUUUUUGCUUAAUUGCAUUAGGUUUAUUCAUUUCAAACACCUAUUUAAUCUUAAUGCAUAUUUAUUUGAAUUACAAAGGAUGAUCAACCUAUCAAUAUAUUUUAAUCAUUAGAGAAAGUAAAGCGAAAGUAAAAAAUAUAUAGAAAAAUCAGCGGACUGCUCCAGAGAAGCUACCGAUUGACUCCAUAAAAGAGUACUAUGAGCCAUAUUUAAUUGAUAACCGAGACAGUAUGGAAAUUAUGCCGAUGCAUAAAAUUCUACCGAAUAUCUUAAAAGAUAUAACUACGAUUGGAUAUAAGGAAGAUCCAUCAGGUAAUCCUUCUUUAUCGAUUGACAUGCAGCUCGAUGAGGAUUCACUUCAAUCAAAUGAUAAUGUACAGUUCCAAGAAGAAACUAACUCCCCUCUAUGAGUUAACAAAACCAUUGAAAAAAUCCCUAUAUUUUGCCCAAAACCAGCCCUCCGUGAACGAACAAAAAAUUUUCUAUGAAAAAGCAUUUGAUAUAUAAAUGAUAAUUAUUAUAAUGAAAAUCUCUAGUUAAUUCUGAUUAAUUUUAAACAGCUUACAUUUUAAACCUAAAUUUUACAAUUUUUACGAAUUUGAAUUUUUUUUAGAUUUCGAAAAAAAAUUUUAGCAUAAAAUUUAUAUAUAAAUUUUCUUAAAACAAAAUUAACCCCCUCUCCGUAAAUGAAACAUUUUUUUUUUAUCUCAUGGGGUGGAAUAAGUAA